This is a messenger RNA of Tripterygium wilfordii, 516 nucleotides long. RefSeq lists its product as uncharacterized. The record is from RefSeq and is a predicted model, not a curated record. NCBI's taxonomy places the organism in Eukaryota, Viridiplantae, Streptophyta, Magnoliopsida, Celastrales, Celastraceae. Bases 1 to 516 code for a protein of 171 amino acids. The transcript has 3 exons.
AUGUUGCUCAUCUCGAAUGGUGUGCUCGUGAGAACUGCCAAAAACAGGGUGGAUAAUCAGAUAACAACGACUGGAGAUUUUUCUCAUAGAAGGUGGAGUUUCUUUCGUCGAAGAGCCAACAUUGUUGAGGAGGAGUCGAGUGAUGAUUCAGAUGAAGAUUUGAUCAAGGACAAUCUAGAAGCUACAGACACCUAUUUUCAGCGUCUUCCUGAUUGCAUCGGACGACUGGGUUUAUCUGCUAUUCAGGAGAUGAUGGCCGCACUAAGAAUUCUUGCAUAUGGUGGUCCAAUGGAUAGUCUUGAUGAAUAUAUCAAAAUUGGUGAGUCAACUGCGAAGGUAGCGCUUACCAAAUUCUGUGAAAAUAUUUUGGUUUUGUACAAGGAUCAACAUUUGAGGACACCUACCAUGAAUGACACUAUGCACCUAAUGGAAGAAAAUGCAGCAAGGGGAUUCCCUGGCAUGAUAGGAUCACUUGAUUGCAUGCACUGGGAGUGGCAUGGGUGUCCUUCCGCCUAG